AUGUCGAAUGAAAUAAAGAGCGAAGAAGAUCAGCUAUAUGAUAUAUUGAAUCUUUCACCACCGGUAGAUAUAAAGUUAAACAGCCCUAUAAAUAUGGCUGGACAGGGACAUUAUAACCCAGUGGGCGAGAGUCAAUACCCUAAACCAGAAAACGAAGAUUUAUUUAUAAAACCAGUGAUGGGGGUUCCAGUGAAUGCGCUACCGAUGCAACCGGCAAUGCAAAGUGGAAGUCAGGGGACAUCGCAUACGAAUUCGAAUUCGUCAAUUUCAGCAGGGAAAAACCAACAUAAUGGAGAAAUGUAUGAUGGGAUGUUCAACAAGAAUGUAAAUCUUAACUUGGGGAACAAUGCGGGAAUGUCAUUGAAUUCGAAUAACCUCCAACAGUUGAAUGGCGAGUUAUUAUCGCCGCCAAACAUGUUCGGAAACCUGAGUCAUCUCCAUCCACAAUCACCAUCAGUGUAUUCAUCACAUUCAUUGUACAGUGAUACCUCACUGAAUCCAGGUAGUCCGUAUAUUGAUGCCGCAUCACACUUCAGUAAUGCUUAUUCUGAUAUGCCGCAGCCCCCACGUCAGCAAGUACAGUAUCUUGAUUCAAAUAAUCAGGGUCAUUUUAAUACGUUCGAUACCGAAAUAGCCUUAGGUGGUUCUAUUUCAAGUACCAAUCUUAUGGGAAUGUCGGAAAACCAUAUACAACAACCAGUUCCACAGUUUAAUUACUCGGUUACCCAAGCAUAUAAUGGACAUCCGGAACAGUAUAAUGGCAACAAUAAUUUAGCCUCGAAUAACCAUAAUUACAACUAUCAACAAAACAUAAAUUCCAUGAACAAGUUGACGGAAAAUAAUUUGAUUAAUUAUAAUACAAUGCAAGAAGAAUCUCAACGAGAAGUAUCAAUUUCCAUAGAACAGGCACCCGAAGAAGUAGCAGCCAAGACACCAUCCUUAUUCAGUAAUUCAUCGCAUAAUUCGUCUAAUAAUUCUCCUCAUAAGCCAAAUUCUGGUAAUGAAUUAAUACCCAAUUAUCAAUUAACACCUACGAGCCCAGGCUCAGUUAUUUCGGACGUAUCAGAUCAACAAAGUUCGUUGUUGAAUCCAGAUGAGUUUCAAACUAUUAAAAGAGGUAGAAAGAGGAAUCAUGUUGCGAAAACCCUGCGGUCUCGGCUGAAUUCCAGAUCAGGGUCAAAGUCUUUACCUCAGGAAGAAGAUAUGGAUGAUGAAGGAGGUUCUGUUGUUUCGAAGAAUGGUGUAGUUUCAUCUAGGGAAAAGAUGUUAGAAUUGGCAUCACCUAAUCAAUCGUCCAAAAGAACUCAAAAGCAUCCAUCUGUGUAUGCAUGUCACUUGUGUGAUAAGAGGUUUACCAGGCCAUAUAACUUAAAAUCACAUCUUAGAACCCAUACCGAUGAGAGACCUUUUAUUUGUAAUGUAUGCGGGAAGGCAUUCGCCAGGCAGCAUGAUCGCAAAAGACACGAGGAUUUGCAUACGGGGGAAAAGAAGUUCCAAUGCAAAGGAUUCUUGAAAGAUGGCACUCCGUAUGGGUGUGGAAGAAAGUUUGCUAGAGCAGAUGCUCUAAGGAGACACUUUCAAACCGAAGCUGGUAAGGAAUGUAUAAGGCUUUUAGUCGAAGAAGAUGAAAAAGAUCGUGGGGAUGGCCCUCCAAGGGACCCUGGAUCGAUCGGCGAAGCAGGAAUGUCAAACGAAUACUUGAGUCCAACGAGUGCAUUGAUAAGUAGUACAACUAAUAGUAUGCAUUCAAUUCCUCAAGUGGCGAUUUCUCCUCCAGAUUAA
Debaryomyces hansenii CBS767 is the source of this 1782-nucleotide messenger RNA. It is a transcript of the gene CRZ1, whose product is annotated as DNA-binding transcription factor. The coding region runs from base 1 to 1782 and encodes 593 amino acids. The record is from RefSeq and is a predicted model, not a curated record. Gene Ontology annotation, biological process: regulation of transcription by RNA polymerase II. Lineage: Eukaryota; Fungi; Ascomycota; Pichiomycetes; Serinales; Debaryomycetaceae. Gene Ontology annotation, molecular function: DNA-binding transcription factor activity, RNA polymerase II-specific; RNA polymerase II cis-regulatory region sequence-specific DNA binding. The transcript has a single exon.